Molecule: messenger RNA, 3143 nt
Organism: Silurus meridionalis
Lineage: Eukaryota; Metazoa; Chordata; Actinopteri; Siluriformes; Siluridae
Product: serine/threonine-protein phosphatase with EF-hands 2-like
Exons: 19
Coding region: 284-2452 (722 amino acids)
Biological process (GO): negative regulation of MAPK cascade; detection of stimulus involved in sensory perception
Cellular component (GO): cytosol; nucleus
Molecular function (GO): Hsp90 protein binding; protein serine/threonine phosphatase activity; calcium ion binding
Source: RefSeq, a predicted model, not a curated record
CAGGAGCAUUCGCAGGAUCAGCAGGAGAACCUCUUCAAGGUCCAGGUCCUGGUUUCAGAUUUGAUGAACUGUGCUCUGGAGAAGAGGAAAAUAAGUCAAUGUUUUCAAUGUGAUUAUGACAGACAUUUCCACCUUUCUACUGUAUGAGGCGACACGAGGCAACGUGAGGACAGCUGGGAUUUCUGCUGACAUGAUGGGAGUUUGAGAACGCAAACGGGUUUAGAACGUACAGUGAUCAGUGUGUGGGACUCUGAUCAGGCGUGUAUGUCUGUGGCAAAGGGACAUGGGAUGUGGUGCUACCAAACCCCAACCCACGGAGCUGGAGCUGAAAAGAUACGACAAAGCAAACAUUUCAGUUCCAGCUGUAACGGCGAUGCGGGCAGCUUUACUCAUCCAGCGCUGGUACCGGCAGUACGUGGCCCGCUUGGAGAUGCGACGCCGGUGCACGUGGAACAUUUUCCAGUCCAUCGAGUACGCAGGAGAGCAGGAUCAGAUCAAGCUCUACAAUUUCUUUGGCUUCCUCAUGGACCACUUCACUCCUGCAAGCAAUGAACGAAAGCUGAUCUCCCACAUAUUUCGGGAGACGGAAGUGUUCCUGGAUGCGGAAUGGGAGCGGUAUUUCUGCUACAAGGACAUUGUGGUGCCGGAGGUUUACACCGGGCCUCACCUGACGUUCCCUCUGACUGUCAGCAAUGUUACAGAUCUAGUAGAGGCCUUCAAACAAAAACAACAGCUCCAUUCUCGAUAUGUCCUCCAGCUUCUCGGGGAAACAUGGAGAUUGCUCCGGGUUCUGCCGAACAUUAACGUGGUGUCUACACGCCACAGCAAGGAGAUCACAAUCUGUGGAGACUUGCACGGACAACUUGAAGAUCUCCUGCUGGUCUUUUAUAAGAACGGCUUGCCAUCGGUGGAGACGUCGUACGUCUUUAAUGGAGACUUUGUGGAUCGAGGGAAAGACUCUAUUGAGAUCCUGCUGAUCUUGUUCGCCUUCCAAUUGGUGUAUCCCAACGAUGUCCACCUCAAUAGGGGAAAUCACGAGGACCACAUUGUCAACCUGAGGUACGGCUUCAACAAGGAGGUUCAUGGGAAGUACAGGGUUCAUGGGAAGAAGAUCCUAAAGCUGCUCCAGAAGAUAUUCAGCUGGUUGCCCUUGGCAACCGUGAUCGACCAGAAAGUGCUGAUUGUGCACGGAGGGAUCUCAGACACCACUGACCUCCAGAUCAUCGCCAAAUUGGAACGACACAGAUACGUCUCGGCUCUGAGGCCCCCGAAACGUCCUCAGCAGGCCCUAAAGCCCUCAGACAGGAACGAGGAGCGAUACAGCACGUCUAGCAGGAAACGUGUGCGCUCUUUAACGUACGAGCGACGCCCGCGGCAGACCUACUACAUUAGCACGAGCCACUCUGUGGAGGAGGAGCUUCAGGAAAGGAGGAGGUGGGCGGGGCUCAGUGCCUCCUGCGACAGGCUUAACUUCUUUUCCUCAGACUCCGACUCUGAUUCCGUCGAGGCUCCGGAGACGGACUCGGAGGAGUGGAAGCAGAUCGUCGAUUUGCUGUGGAGUGACCCGAUGCCACAGGACGGCUGCGUCCCAAACGAGGUUCGAGGAGGCGGCUGUUACUGGGGUCCCGACAUCACGCAGAAAGUCCUCGAGCGACACAACCUGCAUCUGCUUAUCCGUUCCCACGAGUGUAAACAGGACGGCUAUGAGUUCUGUCACAACCGCAGGGUUCUGACCAUUUUCUCUGCAUCUAACUACUAUGAAGUAGGCAGCAACAGAGGAGCCUAUAUAAGAUUAGGACCAGACCUAAAUCCUCAUGUCAUCCAGUACCAGGCCAGCAGAUCCACCAGAGAGCUGACCUUGAGACAGAGUGUUGGACGGACAGAGCGUUCGGCUCUACGAGCCUUGAGAGAGCAACUCUUUGCCCACAUGUCAGACCUCAUCAGUGCCUUCCAAGAGUAUGACCCAGGGCACACAGGUGUGAUCUCGAUGAAGCACUGGGCCGCUGCACUGGAGUCGGUGUUGCGACUUGGCCUGCCGUGGAGAGUCCUGAGAUCCCAGCUGGUGGGCUGCAACACGCAGGACGGCACGCUCAACUACCAUGACUGGUUCCGAGAGCUUGACAUCACCGAGCCCAACAAUGAGCUUGCUCAUACAGGGCUCCUGGAAACAAUGUACAGACAUCACUCCAACCUGGAGACCAUCUUCCGAAUUAUAGACACAGAUCACUCAGGACUCAUCUCAUUGGAGGAGUUCCGCCAGACAUGGAAGCUGCUGAGCUCCCACUUGAAGAUGGAGAUCAGCGAUGAAGCCAUAUCAGACCUGGCCAUAAGCAUCGACUUCAACAGGGACGGCAGCAUUGACAUUAACGAGUUCAUGGAGGCCUUUAGGCUGGUGGAGAGCACGGUCGGAGUGGUGACCUCUGACCAUAUGCAGACUCAAAGCCCCUCAUAGAACAAGUGCUGACCAAGUGACCAAGACCAAGUGACAUGGGAACAUAAAAGCUUUGUUUUAUACACCAGUCUUUUGAUUGUACAGGUGGAGGGGUUUGGAUUCGAGACUCGGAUCAUGACAUCAAUCAGAAAUGGUCCGAGAUGUUUCAGCUGAUCCGUGGACAUCAAAUUUGAUAUGCAUGGACUGCAAUGAACUUAUCUUAUCCGGACGAAUCUGAUCUCUUGUGUUGAAAAUGAAUACCGAAACAACUAUUCUGGAUGUCAAAAAGGUCAAAACCUGUGCAGUUUAUGCACCAAAGGUUGUGGUCUUAUGGUCCUCUUAUGCCAGGUGUCUACAAACCUUUGGCCAGAUAAUGUAAAUAUCCAGCUUGGGUGUAUAUUCACAGCUCUAAAUCUUAUCACACACACACGGCUCCCAGCUACCUUUGCCAACAGAUGAAAGGCCAUAAUCUAAAACCGAUAGCAUGAAUAAUGUUUUCUUGUUUUCCAGCUGCCACUCAAGGACAAACACAAGGUCACAGUGAGGGGUGAACAAGGUCACAUCGACACACAUUUACACCCCUGUUACCAUCCAGGUGUCCAAACUCACUCUUGGAGACACAAUCUCUUGUGCUUUCCAGGAAAACAGAGAAACAAAGACGCAUAAUGAGAAGAACAAGAUACAAAACUAGAACCAAAAAUAAAAAAAGCAA